GGUUGCGUUUUUGGUUCACUGGUUGACUACCAGAGGCAACCCAAUAAUGUAAUGGGAAAGUUCUCAACCACAAAACUUAAAGAAAAGUUGUGAGCCCCAUGAUAUGGCAGUGUUUUUAAGUGAUAUGCAUGCUGUUUGAACUUUUGUUUUGGAGCCAAGCAUCACUGACCAAUGUUUUGCUGCCAGCUGCGCACAGAGAAGACGCAUUAUCAUGGGAAUCAUAGGUGGGACAUGUAGACCACUGAGACACUCACACAGAGCCUAAAUCUAUUAUUUUCCCGGACGGUCAGCGAAGCAUUCCGCUUGACUGAUAGCGAUGGCCUUGGAGGCAGACAGCGACAGAGGUUCAUCAAGAAGCGCUCAUGAAAAAUAUCCCCGGGCAGCGUUGGAGCGCAACGGCUACGUGAAGACAUGUGUCACCCCGUUGCACCAGGACGCAGGGAGCCAGUCGUGGCUGAGACUCGCCGUGACAUGGACUUGCCGAGGAGUGUCGUCUGCGGUCUGCGUUGCCUCCGUCUCCGUUAUUCUCGCUCUGCUGCUCAGAUUGGUCGACUGGGAUGCAGGCAGCAGCAGCAGCAGCAGCAGCAGCAACGGAAAUAGCAGCGGCUCCGGUUCUCGUCUUCAUUUCGCGGCGGGCUGCGCUGUGGAGCUGCUUUUGACCGCUUGUUACUGCGUCUCCCCCGUUUUUACACUCGUAUGUGCCUUCUUCUGGGUCGGACUGUAUCUGAUUCGCAGCAGGGUGCUCAUCCGCACCGCGGUUUUUUUGUUAGCAGUGUGCCACUUGGGCGAAGCCGCGGCGCAGUCCCUCCUGCGCGGCGCCGAGGAGCAGCUGCUGUCCCUCCCCGCAACCCUGGUAGUCCUCGGCUGCCUGGGCAGCGGGGCUCUGCUGGUCGUCCGGCUGCGUCAGGGAGUGUCCAUCCUCGUCUUCAUUAGCGUCAUCAGGGCCGUCUCCCUCGUCUCUCUGAGCAGAGUCCGGGCCAGCUGGAGACCCUACCUGGCCUACCUGCUGGGGCUGCUGGGGGUUUUGCUUGCGAGUUAUGCUGACCGGCUCCUGCCGGCCUCAGGGACCAGCGGGACGGGGUGCUGUGGCUCUGUGACCGGGGCGAAGGAGGAGGACAUCCCUGUCUUCAAAAGGAGACGGAGGUCCAGCUCCAUAGCGGCCUCGGAAAUGAUGGCUCACAGUCAGAGCAACAGCAAGUCCCACCGCAGGACUUCGCUGCCUUGCAUUCCGCGGGACCAGACUAUGUGCCAGCCAGAAUGGGACUACAAGAGAGCUCUGAGCAGAUCGCAGUCUUCGGGCACCAGCGUGGUAGUGGACAUCGCGGUGAUGGGUGAGGCACACGGUCUGAUCUCAGACCUGCUGGCAGACCCCUCGCUGCCCCCUAACACCUGCAGCUCUCUGAAGGCCGUCAGCAACCUCCUCAGCACCCAGAUCAGCCUCCAGCCGCUCCACCGGCCUCGUGUCCCUGCAGACACACACACCUACUCUGACUCCGAGGACGGGCCGGAAAAAGCGGAGAGACUGGCCAUUCCAAAGCGUCUAAGACGGAGUCUGCCCCCAGGAUUGCUUAGGAGAAUCUCAUCAACUUGGACCACAACCACGUCAGCUACGGGGCUGCCCACCAUCGAGCCAGGCCCUGUACGCCGAGACCGCUCAGCCAGCAUCAAACACACCACAGAAAGUGAGUCGUGGAACCAUUCAGUGAUGAUGACCAUCUCAAAGAGUCGCUCCAUGUCCUGUGCUGCCACCGUCACCUCCAACCACCUCUACAGCAAACCACUGGGAAGACCAGGUUUCCCCCCCUCCAACGUAUCACCUCUGGGCUCUCCGUGCCCAUCUCCUCCCAUCCAGGGCACGCCUGUCUCCAGCCCUACCAUCAAGACAUGUUCAGUGCAGCUUCCUGAGCCGGCUGGGCCCCUGACGGAGCGGACCCCUGGCUCUGUGGCUCCCAAGAGCCACCACAGAGCCUUAACUCACAGCCAGAGCGCCCCGAGCUCCACCACCCCUCACUGGCGGCCUCCUUCACUCUGCGGCAGCUGUGGCAGGCCAUUCAACAAUCGACUAAACCACGGGGUAGAAUCUGUCGACAAAAUGGACAGAAUACCCCAUCCAGAUGAGCGUGCUGUAAUUUCUUCAGACUAUGACAGCACCUACGACAGCACCUACGAGACCAACCACAGUGACAGCAGCGACUUUGCACAGAAUGAAGAGGAGGGAGAGGGAAACAAAAAGCCUGAAGCAAGGGAAGGUUGCAGGGAGUAUCUGGCGGAGGGCAUCGUUCUUCAACCACUCCUGCCAUCACCAGAGGACAAGCCAAUCUCGGCUGUGGAGCCUGUGAUGACAUCAGCGCUGGAGCCUCUGAUGAGUCAACUCAACAACUGGAACUUUCCCAUUUUCAGGCUAGUGGAGAAGACCGAUGGCAAGACAGGCUCCAUCCUCAGUCAGGUUUCCUAUAAGCUCUUUGAGGACACAGGUCUGUUUGAGACCUUUAGAAUUCCCGUACAAGAGUUCAUGAACUACUUCCAUGCUUUGGAGAACGGAUACAGGGUCAUCCCUUAUCACAACCGGAUCCAUGCCACUGAUGUGCUACAUGCUGUUUGGUUCCUCACCACUCAGCCUGUGCCAGGCCUGCCCACCCUGCUGACUGAGAAUGGGAUACACACUGACGCAGAGAAUGGCAUUACACCUGGUGCCACAGGCUUCCUGGUGUCUAAGAUGAACUCUGUGCUGGAGGACGGCUAUGGCUCCCUGGCUGGCCUUAUACCUGGCCUGGAGCUCAUGGCCCUGUAUGUAGCUGCUGCCAUGCACGACUAUGACCAUCCGGGAAGAACCAACGCCUUUCUAGUAGCUACCAGUGCACCACAGGCUCUUCUGUACAACGAUCGUUCAGUCUUGGAAAAUCACCAUGCAGCUGCAGCGUGGAACCUCUUCAUGUCUCGACCUGAGUUUAACUUCCUGGCUAAUCUUGAACAUGUGGAGUUCAAGCGCUUCCGCUUCCUGGUCAUUGAAGCCAUCCUGGCCACCGACCUCAAAAAGCACUUUGACUUUCUUGCAGAGUUUAAUGCAAAGGUGGGCGAUGAAGGGGUGGCUGGUAUUGAUUGGACCAACGAAAACGAUCGAUUGCUGGUGUGCCAGAUGUGCAUCAAGCUGGCUGAUGUCAAUGGACCGCUGAAGUGUAAGGAGCUGCACCUGCAGUGGACGGAGGGGAUCGUCAACGAGUUCUACGAACAAGGUGACGAGGAAGCAAGCCUGGGCCUUCCCAUCAGCCCAUUCAUGGACCGGUCUGCUCCACAGCUUGCUAAACUACAGGAGUCAUUCAUCACUCACAUAGUGGGGCCUCUGUGCUCCUCCUACGCCUCUGCUGCUCUUAUGCCAGGACACUGGGUUGACCCACCUGAGGGGGAGACGGAGUCAGAAGAGGCGAAGGAGGGACAAGACACAGAAGAGGAAGAGGAGGAUACUGCAGAUGAGGAAGCCUCAACAGGUUCUGACACCUCCCAGCGGCAACAAACCAAAAAGGUGAGCAGGAGGAAAGUGUUUUGCCAGAUCACGCAGCAUAUUCUGGAAAACCAUGAAAUGUGGAAAAGAGUAAUCGCUGCAGAAGUCCAGGAGGAGGCUCAGAAAGAGGACCCGAAGUGCAUCAGCAGCCCCACCGAUCCAAUCACAGCCAUUCACGAGGAAGAGGAGGAGCAAGCAAGCAAAGAGGAUGAUUCAACUGAUGGCCUUGAUGAAAGGGAAGAGGUGCCGGCUAUAGAGGAAGAAGAAAUCCUUUCGCAAUCAGAACCUUCAGGGGAAAAUGAGGAGGAGCCAGAGUGAUAUUAUGAGCUUUGACCUCCGCUUAAAACCAGGAUUCUGAACGUUGUCUAAACAUAUUUGUUUCUUUCCUAACUAAACUCUUGAUAUGGUAGCCAGCACAUCACUUUGACACAACACUGUAGAAGAUGUUUUGGGUAAUAUGUGCCUAACAAAAACUGGGUUUGAGGACAGGGAUGAUGCAUGCCCAGUUCAUCUGAGAGAGGUGAGAUGAGCAAAACAUGGCGUGACUGAGGAGUAGAAGAUGAAAAACAAAAAGAGAAUGAUUGGGACUUUACUUGUCUUUGCUGUAGUGUUUGUUUUAGUCUGAAUCUGCUGCCCUGCCCUCACCCAGACUGCCCAACCUGCACUACGGGCCAUACCACGCCAAUUCACAGAUUCACUCCACCAGUGAGUAAUACACUGUCACGAGCCCCGCUCCACCCUUCUUAGUGCUCCCAUGCUGGCUGAGGAUGUGCAACAAGCCCCCUCUCCUUGAAGACAAUGGGAUGAAAGCCAGGGAAAAAGCUGUGUCCUCUGAGGCUAGACGGGUGGAUUUCGGAGGGAGAUGGAAAGAAAGGGACAGUUGUAGUACAUUGUGUAUACAACCAUACAGCCACACUCUCUCUCACACACACACACACACACACACACACACGCAAACACACACACCCACAAUGCUACUGUAGAAACACAUUCCAUACUCAGAACAGAUAGGAAGUCAAACAAAGAGGUCCUGUUGCUCUAAAAGCUUUAUUCUCGCUCAAGGAAAAACAUACAAAACAAGGUUUUGUUCAUGUAAAACAAUGUUUGUCAGCAUGUUUUUUCCCUGUCUUUUGUUACUCAGUAAGUCCAGCACACCUACACGUUUCCAGGCCACACAACUCAGGAAGGCAGAAACCCGUAGAGAAAAAGAAUCAAAUAGGACUCGCAGUUUCCUUCUCUUUGCCACUGCUUUAAGAGUUUCUUUCUCUGCUGCUUGCGAUGCUAUUAUUUCACAGAUGUCCACAGAGACAUGCUGUUGCGGAUCACAAAGGUACCACAAGGAAAACAAGGUUAUUGACGAUGUUAUACUCUGUAUCACAAUUCUAUUUUAUUUAUUUUGUGCUCUCUCAGUGUCAGCCUCCCAUUGGUUCUUGUACAAUGCAGCUGCUCACACUGUUAAUCACAUCCAAACUAACUUACAAGACACAAGACUAACUGGUAAGGUAAUGUGCUUUGUUAAGGAAAUGUCAUUUGUGUCUAUGCCACUUCCCAACUUGUUUUCUUUACAGUAAUGUACUCACUAAUGACAAGAAUUCUUUCUUCUUUGCAGUAUCAUUUAUAGGCUGGUAUGUAGGCCAAAUGUUUCAGAAAGUGGAGUAAUCCAGUAAGCCAUAGUGGCUCGAGCCAGAGCUGACGUACAGCUCUCAAAUCACCCAAGAGGAUUUACUUCAAUGAGACAUAGAAAGAAAACCCUGUGGCUCCUAUUGCCAUCCAGGGGGUGCUGUGCACCCACAACAAAUUGUCUAAAAAUCUCAAUUAGAUUAAAUCAUUCAAUCAUUUUUGUUGUUGCACAAAGAGGCAAAGAAAGUUAUGAAGAAAAAAUGAUAUCAGCUAUUUCUGAGUAAUGGAACCCAUGGACUUUAAAAAAAGGAAAAGAAAAACGAAACAAAAAAACAGAAAAAGAGUCCCAGCUGCAGAAAUGUGUAAUGAUAAUUAAUAUAUAUAUGAUGUUAAUAAUUAAGUCCAGUCAAGACAAUUUCAGGAUUGGUUGCAAAGGCUGCUAGUGUUUUUUGCCGACUCUGAUUCUGCGUAUUGAUUCCAAAAUGGUUAACAACAACAGAAAAAAAAAGAGGUCAAAUCUUCAUAUACCAAAAAUAUCUUUAUUCUUUCAAAAUAUUCACAAAGUAAAUAAUAUUUACUAUUUGCUAGUCCAUUACAUGGUCUGUCAGUCAUACUGUUGUGACGUUAGCCAUGCAUGCUAGCUUGUAUCGCAUGUAGUCACAUAGACAGGUCCUGGCAGAUAGCUACAUCCUAGCAGAUAUGUAGCCAUUGUUUGCAAUAAUAUAGGUUUAUGGCAUUUAGGGACCUAUAAGAACCAAAAUUGUGUUCUUUCUAACAAAUACUCGCUACUUGGCAUUUUGGAUAUGAUUCCAAUUUGGAUAUGAUUUUUGGCUCCCAGCUGUAAAUGCGGCUGUCUCUAAUCUUCUGUGAUACUGUCAGGGUUUUUUUUAUUUUUUACCUGCACUAAGGAAAUCAAAAUAUUUUGUAUAUGUAGUCUAUCCUUAAUGAGAGCAAAUAAAAAAGAGAUCUAAGAAUGAGAGAUGAAAGAUGUGCUUUGACAAAAGCUGUCAUUGAAGAUGAUGUCUGCGUUCUGCAAUAGAUUGAAAGGAAGUUCCACUGAUAUCUGAUCUUAGGUCAGCAGACCUCUGGAUUUUUUCUCCAUUUAUUGUCCUUAAUAAUGACUUAGCAUGUGGCUGCACAGGUCGUGUCUGUGCUCCCCUUUGAUGUCCUCAGAGAUUCAGAUUGGUGAUGAAUUUGAAGGUGAUGUGAACAAGGAGAACAGCCUUAGUAAUGAGACUUAGUAAUGAAACAGGAAGGAGGAGAGGGAGAAGCCUGUUGGCUUGACUUGUAGCUGCUUAUGAAGGGUCAGGUGGGGCUCAGAUCUUUUUCACAUUUAAGUAGAUUCCUCUAGAUGUAACUCUUUGAAGAUGAGCCAGUUCGGUCGGAUUCAUCAUCAUUAUGUGGAUCAUCAAUCAUGUGAUGAUCCACAUAUCCAAAGUGUGCAAUACGGUAGAGUGUAUUUGAAGGGAAAGGCACUGGGAAAGGAACAGGCGAACAGAACCAGAGACUGAAGGCGGCUUUGUGUCCUCACUGAGGGUACCAAUCUGUAGCAAGUACUUUAUGUCAAAAUUGCAAAGUGAACAGUGACACAUUUUAAUACAAGUGAAGGACCUUCUUAGAUUUUGAUAGCACUUUUUUGAGAAGCUGCCUGAGACUUAAGGCAGGCUCAAGAGUAGAGGUGGACUUUGAUAGGUAAGUCAAAGUCGGCAGUGUGUAGUUAUAUCUGCAGCGGCACUAGUUGUCAGAGGCAUUUAAGCAGCAUUGAUAAGUAAUUUUGCUUCAGUUUUGUAGCAGGUAUGGGAAAUUUGUGGUUGCAGAAUUUCCUUCCUGAAUGAGUAGCUGAGGUGAACAAGGUGACACAAAAUGCCUACUUAGAUUCAGUCUCACGUGCUGGUGAGUUCUUGGGUGAGGGCCGAUCACAAGAGAAAAACAUUACCAGGAAAAGGAAACUAAGCAAUCUGUUUAACAGGUUUGUUUGCAGACACUGUCUACGUUUUUACUGGCUGAACUUGCCCUACUGUGACCCAAUUUCUUAACUCAAUUAGAGUUUUGCUAAUGUUAAUACUGUCUAAAUCCUCAGCUGUAUCCAUUGCACUGUUAUCAAAACGCCCAUUGUGCAGAGGAGAGCUAAACUGUGCAACGUAAUGCCCUUGAAUGCUUAUUCCAUGUACUUACAAAAGGAUGCAGUGGUUGAGCUUGUUUUUACUGCUAGGAAAAAGAAAGUCUGUGCUAACCAAAGCCUGAGCUUAUUGUUUGUGUUUCAGUUCUAGUUGAGAGGAGAGCUAAGGCAAGUUUAUUUGUAAAGCACCUUUCAACAAUAAGUGCUUUACACAAGACAUAAAAGGCAUUAAGGAAAUACAAGGCAAUAUAAAAAGACACAUUAAAAUAGGAUUUAAGAGUAAAAUAAAAUGGAAGAUGACAAUGAAAGCAGCAAACAGAAAAGUCUGAAGCUCUGAUUCAAAAUAACAAAGAGUUGGAGCAGUUUUCCGUAAGUUUGCUCCAGGUAUAUGAUGUUUAAAAAGUGAAUGCUGCUGAGACAUACGUUGUUUAAUUCUUGAUAUAUUCUUAAGGUGCUCAUAGGCUGCCCUAAAGUGGUUUUUAAAACUAAGGCCCAUGACUACGCCAAGAUAUCUGGUUUUGUUUGUGGUUUCAGAGAUUUUAAUGGAAACUAUUGCAGAUAUUUAAAUAGUUAACCUUUAUUUUGAAAAACUGUCUCUUUACAAACUGCAAAGGAAUUAAUUAAAAGCGAAACAACCCUCCCGCGCUGGUGAAAAUUAGAUCGGAAGCACUGGAUAAGUACGUAAUGAAAGAAGAUUAUGUUGCUCGGGACCAUAAAAAAGAAAAAGCAAAGAGAUCCCUGAAACAUUAUGUUUCUAAACCCCAGCUCAGACCAAACAUUUAUGACAGGACAAAACCAUUUUAGCAAUGUGACCUGGCCCAUCUCAGAUUGACUCAAGUUGGCUGACGGUGUUUCCUGUGACUCAGCUUCUCAAGUCGCCAGUGGCUGGUUUUGCACCUUAAGACCCGUCACCAGUUUUCAACCGCCAAUCAGCUUGUAGCAAGAUCAGCUGGUCAAGUCAGUUACAGAUUUUCAGGUGGUCAAAAUGGCAGAGUUUUAGACGGAGUAAGGAAAGGAUCACCUCAUCGAUUUAUUUGAGGAGCAGCCUGUUCUGUAUAACAUUGUUGAAUUUGACCUGUUUUUCUUGGGAACAAUGAAAAAAAUACAAGAUCUCCUGUUGCAGCACCAAUGGAUAGCUCCAAUUCUCGACCCUCUUGGUUUUUUAAUGUUCCUGCCAUUUCAUCACUACUAGAAAUGCAACAGUAGCAAGUGUCACUCUAUCACUAUCCUCAUUCAUAUUUUGAGACACUGCAAAUUACAUCCAACUACAACAAAAGCCUGAAAAGCCAGAAGUUAGAACGGAGGCACAGAAGGUCUUUGCUACCAAGACGAAUCACCAUCUCGUCACCAUCUUGGCUUUGAAGCUAUUUUUUGUAGUGGUAAACAGUGGAAUUACAAACUUCUGAGUCCGUCACGUGAUGCUGUAGGGCACAAAAAGACUUGUUUUCCACUCUUGCUGUAUGGCCCAAUGAUGCCAAAGAGUUGCUGAUCAUCCGGGUAAUUUUACACACAGCAGUUGAACAUUUUUAUGUUCUUCAUGUGCCACUGAGCAGCUUUUAUAGGAAUGAAUGGAGUCCCACCUCCAGCACUGUAUCCAGUUCUCCUUAUACAUCCAUGGUGUAAACUAGCAGGUGUCAGAGUGAUGUAGAUCAGCGCAUUGCAAGUUUCAACUUGUUUCAUUGCGAAUUUGUGGUCUGAACUGGGCUUUACCUGCCAACACAAAUGUUGGAUGCAGUGUGAUUUAUCCAAGUCCCCUCCUGGACCAAAUGUCUUCCAAUAGUCUCUCCUUGCGUUGGCUUGUCAUGAUAAGUCUACCAGUAGCAGCGAUCUAUAAACACCAGCUGAUACAUGACUGAUCUGCACGUCUGUGGGUCACUACAGCAUUGACUGGGGUCUUUUAGUUGAGCAUUUUCUAAGCUUUGUACAGCAACGUAGCUUUCAACCUUCAGCUAUUCUAAAAAUAAGCAAGACUGUAAAAAGCUCAGCAAGCCGCCUGUACACAACAGGCGUUUGAGCACACAUGAAUGAGCUUGAGCUCCAUGCACUGUAAAUACCCAACGCACCGUACAGUAUAUUGAUGCCUCACUUGCAAUCUAAUGUGCAUUGCAAUGGAUUUUCUCUCAAACACUUUUCUCACCUUUGUACCAUCCCAUACUCCAUCUCUGUGUUUGGAUUUGUAGCAUCUCAUACUCCCUUUUCUUUAUUUUCUCGAAUUGUAUGGGAUCCGAGAAUACAAAGCUCACUAGGGAUCCAGUUGGUCAAAAUAGAUGCUUCCCUCCUCUGAUUUCCCCUUCCAGCCUGCCUCACUAACUGUGUACACUACAGUGCAGCAAUCAAAGAGACUUAAUCAAAGCUGUGAUAGACUAUGGGGUCGCUAUUUUUGCCGUGAACAAUCCAAGCUGUGUGUAGCCAUUUAGGGGGUUUUGUGAGACAUAUUGUAAGGGGGCGGUCAGCUGGUUGUUUGCUUCAGUCUUUUAAGAAUAGGUUUCAGUUCUUUUUGCAGCAAAAUGAAAGGACCAUACCAGUGUUUCUGCAAGUUCUUUGCUUCUUGAAUUCAAACCAGGGUUUUCAUCCAUUUUUCUUAAGUAUAAAAAUAUAUUAGCACAGCCCAUCUCAGUGAUCAUUUGUCUGGAUUAAUUUGUGUCGUUUUGCAAUUUAAGUGAAGAUAAAUUUAAAAACUCUGCACUGCAUUACUUGAGAACGUUGGGGGGAUUUAAGUACUCAAACAAGUUUCAAGAGCGUGCUUAUAGAUUUUCAUGUUGUGAUAAAUGAAUAGCAACCAAUGCAUGCCUGGAACAGCCGAUGAAAUACAUCCAAACUUGUGAAACACGCAUUGUCACAAAGGUCACUUGUAUUGUUAAAUGUAAGUGGUUUAGUAAAUGGGCCUAAGACAUGUUGGACUGCUGGUAUGGAUCCAGUUUACAGUGACUUAACACCAGUUUGAAAGCAGUGGUUUCACCUCCGACCAGAUGCUGCAUCAGUGUCAUGGGAGAUGUUUUCUUUGUUGCACCUGUAACCACACCUAGUAGUGGUAAUAGUAAUGUCACUGUGUAAUGACACACCCCAGAAUACACUUGCUGGCCUGGCUUGACUUGGUUUGACUCAGCACGUCAGCUCAGCGCUGCAGAUUUACGUCUCCAUACAAUAGAGCUACCCGCUUGAAGGUAUCUUAUACUGAUGACACACUUGUGCUUGUGAACCAACAGAACGUUCUUCUGUCUGCCACGCUUGUGUUCCUGUGUUCAACAACUUUCUUGUACUGUUGUCAGAGUUUUUGAAUUUUCCCUCUGCACUGCAUGAACGUACGCCGGAUGCCCAUCUCCUGCCUGCUAAAAUCCUGACAAAAUCCAUCUGUCAUCACCGCAACUAGCUUUAAGGUGGUCAGGCGUGCUUUGGCUCAACAAGAUGGUCCAUCUUGCGCAUCACUCGCCACAAAUAAGCACGUUUUAACUGGUAAUGAAAACACAAAUCAACGGAGCUUGAUCUGACUUGGCAUGUCCAAAAGUGCCGAUAGGAAAGCCCUACUGUUCUGUACAUCCGUUGCCAGAUAUCAGACAGAAUUGUGAGCUUGUUAAAUUCCAUUUCCGUCCUCAGUCUGAUAUUAUGUCCACUCUGACUGAUUUUCGUAAAGGAGGUUGAUAUGAUUUUCCCCAGCUGAUCACUAGAGACCCACAUAUCCGUCUGAAUCUUACGUCAUUUUGGCAUAGCCAUGCCUAAAUACCUGUUUUGCUGGGGUUUUAGAAGCGCAGUAAAACUAACUCCAAUGUCGGUCGAUAUUGUAAAGACAAACAGCCUCCAUAGCAGCGUCUAUCUUGUCUCUAGCGCUUUUCAUUGUUGGUAUAACUCCUUAUUGGUCUUGGCACACUGCUCGACAAAAGCCUGACAACAUUAGUCCCACCCGUGGUCCUGAUUGGCUAAUCAAGUCCCACCGUGGUGCUCAUUGGUAGUUUUUUAUUUUAACCGAGAAACCGCUGUGUCAGAGGAAUAAGUCAACUCGAACUCGGUGAAGUGCGCGGGUUUAAAGGUCUGGACCCAGGCAAGUACAUCCCUGUAGCAAGGUGAAAAGUUAAAUCACUGGAGGUCAGCAAAAACAAGAUUUUCAGAGGGUGUUUAAGUUGCUCUCAAAGUUCAUUAGAUUCCCCUUCUUUUGGUCCCUGGUAAUAUAAUAACUACCUGCUGGCUCUAUGAAUUCUGUAUUUUCAUCCUAGGUAAAGAUUCUUGGUCACAAAAGCAUGAAAGCUCAUGUCAUCUGUUUUGUUUUGGUCUGAGUCUUCUUGGCAACAUGGCCCAGUGGUUUGUAGCAGGCAAUUGCAUUCAUAAAUUUCACCACUAAAGCAACAAAAGUACAGGGUCUUCAGCUUCAUUAUGUCCAUUUGUCAAAGCCAGUAACAGUGGUUUCUUUUAAGUGACGAUGAGAGGAAGGGGGUUGCUGCACACUGGAUUAACUUGUGCAAACCAAAGACACUUUUUGAACUCUGUGUUUUUUUGUGAUUUGCACAAAAUGAGCCCUUAAAGGAGCAUGUUUCUUGCAUCUUCUUAUUUGUCAGUGUUAUCCAGAACCUGGACGAGGAUGUCUGGAUAUGCUUAUCCUUUGUAACACUUCUCAUGUGAGGACAGGACAGGUUAAAGCAACAUAAGAACCAUCUUAGCAUUGAUAUAACAGACCGGAGCUCACGGCGUUGUCCACACGUCUUUGCUGUCUGUUAUUACUUCACUGCCGUGUCAAUAGGCAGCAGUAGCACUACAGUGGACCUGAGCGACCGUUCUGUUCUCAGACUGAAGCCCUUGUAGUUUCUUUUGAUGGUCUGAACCAAAAACAUUCCUUUUUGUAUUGUUUGUUGUUUCAGCCAUUUUAAAAGGGGGCUCUGCUCCUGUGCCAUACCAUUUUCACAUGUAUGUACAUUGUUUGAAUGCUACAUUUAUCAGCUUUCCUUGUUUGUCACAAAGGAAACCAAAACAAACUUUCUUUUUUUCCACCACCUUUAAAGCAAGACAAACAAGACUGGUAUGUUUUUAUUUUCUGUAGCAGGCACUUCACAGACUCAAUUAUUUUCUUCUCUCCAGUAUCUUGCACUUAACACAUGUAGCAAUACCUACAGGAUGGGGAAAUUGUGUGAUUCACCAGUAUUUGUUUAAGUGAAAUAUGACAUUUUAUUUCUAGAUAUUGUUUGACUUUGUAUAAAAAAAAAUAUAUACUGUACAGAUUAAAAAGUAUAUUAUAACAAAAAACUUUUAGAAAAAAUAUUUAUUUUUACUGUUUUGUAAUUUAGACACAAUACUGUAGCUCCUCUAUUGCCAGACUUACUGGAAGUGCCUCUCGAUAAUGUAUUACAAAGUAACUAUACAAUAUAUUGGGAUUAUUAGAACCUGUCACUAGCAGAGCAGUGUUGAUGUUGUAAUGUGAAUAUUG
Molecule: messenger RNA, 12648 nt
Organism: Epinephelus moara (kelp grouper)
Lineage: Eukaryota; Metazoa; Chordata; Actinopteri; Perciformes; Serranidae
Product: cGMP-inhibited 3',5'-cyclic phosphodiesterase 3A-like
Exons: 16
Coding region: 317-3817 (1166 amino acids)
Biological process (GO): positive regulation of oocyte development; oocyte maturation
Cellular component (GO): cytosol
Molecular function (GO): 3',5'-cyclic-AMP phosphodiesterase activity
Source: RefSeq, a predicted model, not a curated record